GCAAAACCCAAAUUUACUGCUAAGUCUUGGCUAUCCUUUUCUUCAAAAAAUGUUUCAGUAAUGGCGGUCUUCAGGUCCCUGAAAGCCCUAAUUGAAAACCCUAAAAGAUCGAGAACCUUCCUCACGGCCACAGCCUCAUCCAUCUCGGCGCCUCUUCAGUAUCCUGCUCUCUCUUACCCUCUCUCUCACCCUCUCUUUCGCUUGCCGUCUCAGAUUUCUAGGACCUUUCUCUCUCCACUCUCCAAUUGGAUCAUUCCUUUUCAUGGACCGCUCUUCCUCUCUUGCCCUCCAUGGAAGCUCUCGCAGUCCGCCACUCCGCUCUACCUUCGUGAGAACGGUGUCGUUCUCAGAAAGAUCGAAGCUUCCUUAAGCUUGAAUCUCCUACGGAGGAGACCGAGCUUCCCGCUCCCAUUUGAGGUCGGGUCACUCUCGCCUGCUCCGACCGUGUUGGAUAGUGGUGUCGGGUUGAAAGAGGCCAGUGAUGAUUUCGUCAAUUUGCCCAAUUUGAUCUCCAUAAGUCGGAUGGCUUCGGGUCCUUUGCUUGGAUGGAUGAUUGCAAAUGAAUGGUAUUCUUCUGCAAUGGUGGGGUUGGCUAUCUCUGGGGCAACUGAUUGGUUGGAUGGAUACAUGGCUAGGAGGAUGAAGAUCAAUUCUGUUGUUGGUUCCUACCUGGAUCCCCUUGCUGACAAGGUUCUUAUUGGAUGCGUUGCUUUGGCCAUGGUGCAUAAGGGUCUUCUUCACCCUGGACUUGUUGGACUCAUUGUGUUUCGGGAUGUUGGCCUUGUUGGUGGUGCAGUAUAUCAAAGAGCUAGUAACUUGGAGUGGAAGGUGAGACCUUUCUCUCUUUGUCUUUGGAAAAGUUGGUCCGACUUUUUCAACAUUGGUGAAACCCGUCCCGAGAAGGUUGAACCGCUCUUUAUUAGUAAGCUUAACACGGUCUUCCAGUUGAUUUUAGUUGCGGCAGCUCUGCUUCAACCAGAGUUUGGAACCCAAGAUACUCAAAUAUACAUUACAUACUUGAGUUGGUUAGUGGCAUCAACAACAGUGGCUUCUACAGCAGCAUACGGAGCACAACACUUGAGGAGAUCUGCAUUGGCUGCACGGAAAUCCUAAUUCAAAUAACACGGCAAAUCUUUCAGUCUGCAACCUUCAUGGAUUUCAAAUGCAACAUAAGCUAUGUACUUAUGAGAAGAAUUUUGACGAACAAGCUCCUUGUUAUUCACAUUUGGGAAAUCAAAUCACUCUCGCAGUUCUCGUGAGCUACGAGCGAAGAUUGCGUGGAAGGAAAUAAUGACAAGGGAUGUCAACUCAGCGAAGCUGUGAACAAAGCUGUGAACAGUAGCAAUGAUAGAUAGCUGACCUGUAUAGAAUUAGAGAAAUUUUGAAAAGGAAAUUGUAACAGAUGCUGAUGUCGGACAAGAGUUGUUGGAUGUCCAAGCUUGUAUAGUUUUUCGAAAGCUUCUUUCAGCUCGCGUACACCAGUUACUUGAAUUAUUAAUUGAUUUCUCUUCUGGUCUUAAGCCUC
Molecule: messenger RNA, 1525 nt
Organism: Prunus avium (sweet cherry)
Lineage: Eukaryota; Viridiplantae; Streptophyta; Magnoliopsida; Rosales; Rosaceae
Source: RefSeq, a predicted model, not a curated record